This is a messenger RNA of Alternaria atra, 1101 nucleotides long. RefSeq lists its product as uncharacterized. The record is from RefSeq and is a predicted model, not a curated record. Gene Ontology annotation, molecular function: zinc ion binding; oxidoreductase activity. NCBI's taxonomy places the organism in Eukaryota, Fungi, Ascomycota, Dothideomycetes, Pleosporales, Pleosporaceae. Bases 1 to 1101 code for a protein of 366 amino acids. The transcript has 3 exons.
AUGGCAGAAGACAAAGUCCAGACUUUUGAUAUCCCAAAGACAUGUAAAGCCGGUGUAGUAGUCAACGAGGGUCCAGACUUUCACGUCGAGGUUCAGGACGUUCCAGUCCCAGAAUGUGGACCAACGGACGUACUUAUCAAGCUCAAUGCAACUGGUAUCUGCCACAGCGACCUCCACUUCAUGCUCAACGACUGGGCACUACCAAAGAUGUCAGACCUCGGUACAAAGUGCGCCGGACACGAAGGUAGCGGAGUCAUCGUCAAGGUCGGAGAUCAGGUUAAGAACCUGAAGCCGGGAAUGCGCGCUGGAUACAAGCCAAUCCAAGAUACCUGUGGCUCAUGUGAGCUUUGCCGAAACGGCAACGAAUGCUACUGCGCAAAGGCAGUCUUGACUGGACUGAUGGUCGAUGGUUCAUACAAGCAAUACAUUGUUUCGCCCGAACGUUAUACAACACUCGUCCCAGAUGGCGUAAACGACUACAUAGCAGGACCGAUUAUGUGUUCUGCUUCAACAAUCUACACCUCAAUCAAGGAGUCACAACUCCGACCUGGAGACUGGGCUGUCUUCCCUGGUGCAGGCGGCGGCGUCGGCCUACAAGGCGUACAGCUCGCCAAAGCCAUGGGUCUACGCGCCGUAGCCAUUGACACUGGCGACGACAAGCAGAAGCUCUGCAUGGAAACCGGAGGCGCGGAACAUUUCAUUGAUUUCAAGAAAGUAGACAACGUGGGCGAGGAGGUAGUACGACUGUGCGAUGGCAUCGGUGCUCACGGUGUCUUCGUCACCGCUGUUCAGACCUACCCAAACUCGAUAUCAUACCUUGGUAGUCGCGUUGGUGGAAAGGUCAUGUGCAUUGGGCUACCGCCGGCUGGUACUCAACACAUUGAUGUCGAUCCUGGCCAGAUGUGCUUCAGAAAACAGAGUGUACAGGGUACGCUUGUGAGCAGUAUGGCGGAUGUGGACAAGACGCUUGAUUUCGCUAGGCGAGGGUUGUUGAAGCCGAUCUACACGGUGUAUCCGUUGAGCAAGUUUAAUGAAGCUGUACAGAAGCUUAAGCGUGGGGAGAUUGCUGGACGGGCCGUUGUCGACUUCAAUAUGGAGUAG